This is a messenger RNA of Porites lobata, 990 nucleotides long. NCBI's taxonomy places the organism in Eukaryota, Metazoa, Cnidaria, Anthozoa, Scleractinia, Poritidae. The record is from the annotation of a GenBank genome assembly.
AUGCUUUCUCGUACUCCAAAGGCUAUCGUUUUUUAUCAGGAUAUCAAAUUACUUAACCUGCUUAUUGAUCUGCGCACGCCCGAAAUUGGCCAUGAUUUUACCAUUAACAACACUUGCGAUAGCGAUAAGUCUCAUUUUCUAGGGCAGCUGUUAGAGCAAUUGCGAACAGUGCAGAAAUCCAUGUAGCGAAUCAUGUUUUCACACGGUUAUACUUCUUUAAUUGAGUGUGAUUCUUAUAUCAGGCGAUAUUACCAGUAUUCUACAGGAAUGACCUCUACUAUGUCGUGCCCCUACUUCUAUAAAAAGUCACUUCACGAAUGUAAACUAUGGGCCUUAAAAACAUGUACUGGUAUAUCUCCUCAUGAACGUCAGUGGUUACAAAAUUCUCCGCGUAGUUCUCGCCAAAAACGGGAUCUUCCCUGGGCUUGUGGAGCUGGAUUAUUAGGUUUGCCAAAAUUGUUCUAUACCAAAGUUUUAGGAGGAUCCUGUGACCCUCGAGUUGAUGUUUUCGGGUUAAUGCAAAUUUUUAUAAAAUUUCUAGGAGCCCAAAAAUCAUUGGAACAGAUGGUCAAAACUGUUAACGGCAAAACAGUUUACCUCGCAAAAAUAACAGACAAAUUGGUUACCAAGGUUAAUAACCUGCAAUCGUCCAUUCGUACGCUUGAUUCUACAUUCCUAGAAUGGAAGACAAAAAUACAAGCCUUUGCCACCCACGAAAACUGUCACCACAAUAACUAUAUGGAAUUUCUGUCAAAAUUUUCCUUAGAAAUAGCUAGAACCUUCUCAACACAGCUCCGUUUCACCGAAAUAAAUGAUAUCCUGUAUCAAGCACACAAGCUUCAUAACAAGCAACUUGUCAGUUUUGCCGAUCUUCCUUCGUUUUUGACCAAAAGCAUACAACACCAACUUCAUUCACUGCCCUCACUACAACAUACAGUCUCUGCAUUGGAGGCUGGUUACCCAAUUUUGUUGCAACCGUUUGUCGAUUAA